CUUCUCUGGUUCUUCUUCCUCCCUAUCUCUACUUUCUCCUUCUUUCUUGAUUCUUGAUUUUCUAGGUUCUGGUGCUAUCAAUCCCCACAUUCCGCGCCCAGCGCCCCGCGCCCUACACCCUGGCUCUUACGCCCAGCCUUCCUCUGUGUGCCCUAGAUCCCGUGCCUGCUGCCUGUGCCCAGAUCUGCAAUCAUACCCCUAUUUCUGGCAAUGAUGCCCCUGCACUCUCCCCUCUGCACCAAGCCAGCCCCCCCUCUGUUGCACCAGAUCUCCUACGCCCUGCACACUGCGCCUCGCCCCCAAUCCUGCACUCUGCACUCAUGCUUGCCACAGCCCCAUCCCUGCCUCACCUACAAAAAAAGCAACAAUACAAGACAAAAUUGGUAUCAUUGGUGAUUGACAGAGCAAUGCCUUUUUUUUUAUUUAUUUUUAUUAGUUGGGUGUAUAUAUAGAGCAAAAAGCAGAGUAGGGAGGGGCGUCGGUAGUUGAUUUUGGAGUUUAAUUUGGGAGUCCGUCUGGGUUUUGAGAGGAGGUAAUCUUCGAAACAGAGGAUUUUUGUUAAGAAAAUGGUGAAGGAGAUGGUGCCGUGGGUGGGAUUCCUUCCAUCAAAUCCAUAUCUGUUUUUCUUUCAAAAAUUCGUCGUGCUUGUUUUUAUCUUUCUGUGGUGUUUGUUUCUUUAGAUCUGAUGUUAAGAUUGUUCCUAUAAUUACUCGAUCAGUAUCACGAGCAAUGGCUACUCAUCCUGAUAGUCCUGGAGAUGAACAAGGGGAAAAGUUUGCUAUGGAACAGAAAAUUGAAAGGUUGGAAGCUUUAGUCAUGCAACUUCUAUCUAAUCAGCAAGGGAAUCUUACUAUGGCUCAGUUUGGACCUUCUACUGGAAAUACGUCCACAAUUGCCCAUGCUCCUGGUAAAGAACCUGUGGUUAUCAAUGUUCCUAUGGCUGAUACCCAUGCAUUUGACGAUACCAAUAUCCCACCCAACUCUGGGAUUCCUGUCAAUGUUGGUGCCACUUUGGAAAAUCCUCCACUUGCAAUACCUUUGAGCUUUAAUCAAGGAGGGACAGUGGGUCAAACUCAACUAAAAGAGGAAUCUAGUGACAGUGAAGAACUCCCUCUAAAGAUGAAACUUAAGAUGCAAUUGCUAGAAGAGCGUCUAAAAGCUGUUGAGCAAGUUGAUAGUUUCGGUUCAGUGGAUUUUGACUCUUUUUGCUUGUUUCCUGAUAUUGUAAUCCCACCAAAGUUUAAAAUCCCUGAAUUUGACAAGUAUGAUGGAACUGGAUGUCCAAAAGCUCAUUUGAGUAAAUAUUGUAACAAAAUGGCUGCUUAUGGAAAGAAUGAACAAUUGUUGAUCCAUUUCUUCCAAGAAAGUCUCACCGGACCUGCUGAGCUCUGGUAUUCCACUCUUGAUCGUAAACACUUGAAAUCCUGGUCAGAACUUUCUUUUGCAUUUUGGAAACAUUAUAAGUUCAAUUAUGCUUUAUCCACCACUCGUGAAGACCUCCAAAGGAUGGAGAAGAAAGCCUCUAAGACCUUUAAAGAAUAUGCUCAACGUUGGCACAUUAAGGCUGCUCAAGUGCAACCUCCAAUGACUGAAUCUGAGCUCAGCAAUCUAUUUGUCAAAUCAAUGAGAGGACCGUAUCUUGAUAAAAUGCUUACUCAUUCCUCUGAUGAUUUUGCAAAGCUAGUUCACAUUGGAGAAAAUAUUGAAGAUGCUAUAAAGUCAGGGAAGAUCCCAGAUGCUAACUUAUGGCAAGCUCUGAUGGAAAAUAACCAAGGGAAUGGUCGUAAGUUUAACCAGUUCAACCAGUUCAAGAAAGACAAAAAGGAGGGUGAGGUCCAAGCAAUCAUGCAUACAUCUAACCAACCAUAUACCUCAAAUCCUUACUCACACACUGCUAAAGGAUACUCCCCCUAUCCACCAAGUCCCAUAUAUGCCACCUACCCAGCUAAUCCUCCCAAGCCAUAUCCAAAUAGGCCAAAUACUUUCGAUAGGAGAUUUCGAAAGAUUGAUCCUAUUCCUCUCUCUUACCUGGAUGUAUACAACCAAUUGACAGCCGUAGGGAUUGUGACACCAAUACCUCCUCCUAAAGUCCAAGACCCCCUCCCAAAAGGAUUCAACCCAGAAGUUCAAUGCAUCUAUCACAGUGGUGGUGUUGGCCAUGAUAUUGAAAAUUGUUGGAGUUUUAAACACCUUAUUCAGAAUUUGCUAGAAGAGAAGAAGAUUGCAUUUGAGACCUCUGAUAAGGCCAGUCCUAGCAUUACCAGCAACCCACUCCCAGAGCAUGCCAACCCUGGUGGAAGCUGAAACAACAUUUGAGGAGCUCAUAUGGCAAGAAUUGAGUUCAAACCUCAAGGAUUCUUGAAGUAAUGACCUAUGUCAGUUAUCUCUGCUUUUCAGUUAUUAGUAGUAUAAGUAACUUGAAUCCACCAUUGAUUCUGCCCAAGAUCAUGGUUAAAGUAAAAUAAUGGGCACAUC
This is a messenger RNA of Rubroshorea leprosula, 2475 nucleotides long. The record is from the annotation of a GenBank genome assembly. NCBI's taxonomy places the organism in Eukaryota, Viridiplantae, Streptophyta, Magnoliopsida, Malvales, Dipterocarpaceae.